This is a messenger RNA of Sporothrix brasiliensis 5110, 2325 nucleotides long. RefSeq lists its product as uncharacterized. Gene Ontology annotation, cellular component: nucleus. Bases 1 to 2325 code for a protein of 774 amino acids. Gene Ontology annotation, molecular function: RNA polymerase II cis-regulatory region sequence-specific DNA binding; DNA-binding transcription factor activity, RNA polymerase II-specific. Gene Ontology annotation, biological process: regulation of transcription by RNA polymerase II. Lineage: Eukaryota; Fungi; Ascomycota; Sordariomycetes; Ophiostomatales; Ophiostomataceae. The record is from RefSeq and is a predicted model, not a curated record. The transcript is spliced from 3 exons.
AUGGACAGCAGCAACUCCCGCCUCCAUCAGGGGUCGCUAGACUUUUCCUACCUCGAGUCCUUUGGCGACGCUCUCUCGCUUGAUGGUAAUUCGCAGAUUGCUGACGUCGACAUGGAUGACUGGAAGCUCUUCGGCGUACAAAGCCCCCAGUGCGUCAGCCAUGACCAACAGGCCGGCCUGGGCACCGCCCUCCGCACGUCACACGAUGACCUCUGCGCACAUCCUCCCAAGUGCCCUACGGGUGGCCACUACAGCAGCAACAGUAGCAAUCAUCACGGCCUCUACCACGGAGGCAACUCGGCCUCAGCAGCGCACAUGCUCUUCCAUACUCGUCACUUUGAUCCAAGUGUCGUGUCCAGUGGCCACAGCGGACAAAACCAGCGCGGCAUGCAGGGCAUUCCUACGACUGUAGGCGGCACCCAGGGUAGUGCGCUCAACCUAAUGGACUUUACUACGGGCGGCUCUUUCUUCAUUCCUUCCUCAGUUGGUCCCACGGCCCCUGACUUGAAUUCACCCACAUAUGCCAACGACUUUGCCGAGCAACUAUCUGUGCUAUCUUCACCACCUACUCAGCACUCUAUGCACUCUGGUGCCGCUGACGACGGUGCCGACGAUGAUGAAGGCUCGACCUGCGGCAGUGACUGCGACGCUGACAACAUUUGCCGCGACACGGCCUGUGCUAUCAACCCCUCGGGUUGCUGCGAGGACGAGGACUGCCAAGGACAAUCCGACACUGUUUCAGUCAUUGCUGCUCUGUCACCAGAAGAUGCCGAUGCUGCGGCUGCACUCACAUCCUUUAUAGAGCAGCAGCAGCAGGGGCAAAUCGGCCAACAACAAGAACAACAACAGCAGCAGCAGCAGCAGCAACAACAACAACAACAACAAAUGCCAGUAGUAGAUAGCCACCAUGGCCAUCAACACUCUGGAACAUCCGUGUCUGAGCCUUCUUGUCUGCAGUUCGGCCUUGGUCAAGACAUAACAUGCAUUAGCCCGCAGUUCUUGAUAAACUACCAGCACUUACGCGACUCACACAACCCCCUCAACCCAUCUGAAUGCACAGCUUCUGUUUGUCCUGUCGAAGACCCCAGCUUUUACCAGGAGUGCCACAUGCGUCACUUUACCGACAGUCAAGGCGGUCUCUUUGAUAACCUUGACUUGAACCAGAUCAUGAAUGAGAACGCCAACCAUGGCCAUGGCCAAGGACUCAGCCAUGUUCACUCGCACAACCACGUCGAUGCCGUGGAAUGUGGUGCCAAAUUCCCAAGUGGCGAGGCUAUGCUUCAGCAUUUAUGGAACGAGCACCGCAAGAGCCUAAACCUCCUUCAAUUCCCUGCCAUGCAACAGAACUUGCAGAUGGAUCAGACUCCAGACAUGGCCUCUUCUGCAUCGCCUUCUGCUUCCUUAGUCUCUCAAGAUCUGGCAAGAACACCUUCUUUGCCACAAUCCGGCCAGGACGUUGUUGGCGGCUUGACAUUGCCAGACUCUUCUCUUCCUCUCAGAACUUUUGGCUUUGACUCGCUGAACGAUGCAGCCAUACAGAAGCAUCUACAAGAUCCCGCGAUGACCUCUCCCCAGAUCACCAAGCAGAUGACUCAGCUGCCACUACCGGCUACCCCUGGCCUCAAGACUGAAAACAGUCAACAAAAGACUGCUGGCGGGGCUGUUGAUACCGGCCCUCAGAUGUUUGAGUGCGCCUGGUGUGACACUCUAGGUGGCCAGCCAUGUGGCCAGUCCUUUGAUUCUGCCUGUGAGCUUCACAAGCACGUCCUCGCAGCCCAUACACACUUGCUGAAGAGAGAUGUGGGGGGCACAUACUCAUGCGGAUGGCAAGGCUGCACACGCCGGGACAGUGAGGAGAAGGGUGGCUUUGCUCAGAAGAGCAAGAUAGACCGCCAUAUGCAGGUUCACACGGGCAACAAACCCUUUACAUGUGACAUUUGCCACCAGUCCUUCUCCGCCAACCAGGCCUUGCUUCAACACAAGCUGAUCCAUGAGGACAGCAAGCCGCUAUCGUGUGACAUCUGUGGCAAGACUUUCCGGCAACACAGUGCACUGACUAUGCACAUUCGCACACACACAAAGGUGCGACCACUCAAGUGCCCCUACUGCAACAAGGAGUUCAGCGAGUCGUCCAAUCUCUCCAAACACAAGCGCAUCCAUACUGGCGACGGCCAGUACGAGUGCAAGUUUCCUGGCUGCAAUCGGACGUUUCACCGAAAAGACCAGCUGCGCCGACACAGCGGCCAGCAUAGCAAGAGCACGUCGUCUUCUAUCGCCAAACCUGUAGCCAACAGCUCGCUCGUCGCUAAAACCGUCGCAGCUUGA